CGGUUUUUGCGAGAAUACUUGACACACCUCUGCUAGCGCAUCCUCUUUCCCCUCAAGCCACUAUAUCUAAUCAUCUCUUCUGGUGGUGAACUGAUUGGUGUACUUUUUUUUUCUCCUGAAUUGAAUUCGACUCUUUCUUGUGUACGCUUUAUACCCAAUUUUCGACCAGCAAAGAUGGACCGCAGUCUAGAUGAGAUCAUUGCGGAACGCCCUCAGAGACAAAAUCGCGGUGGUCGUGGCCGUGGACGUCGCGGCAAUAAUCAUCCUCGCGACGGCGUGAAAAAGUCCUAUAGAGAAGAGCGUGUUGAUUUGGAUCGUGAUUGGGUCCACGACAAGUUUGAAGAUGACAGAGACACUCGUCCGGCCCGCGGACCUCGACCCCGUCGUGGUGAUCGCUACUCCCCCGAACCUGACCAUGCCCCUACAGGUGCUAAGAUUCGCGUCGAGAACCUUCAUUACGAUCUGACAGAAGAGGACCUGGAGGAUCUGUUUACGCGCAUAGGACCAGUGUCCGAUCUCUCUCUUAGAUACGACCGCGCCGGUCGCUCGGAAGGCGUCGCCUUUGUCACCUACAACCGUCUCAGUGAUGCUAGGACUGCGAUCCGGGAGUUCGACGGCGCAAACGCGAAGGGCCAGCCUAUCCGGCUAACUCUGCUACCUGCUGGAGGAAGCAGACGCAAUCCUUUUGACAAUGUCGAGAGACCGAAGGGAAGUCUGUUCGACCGUGUGGAACGGCCCAGAGACAGAGACGACCGCAGCCUGAGUCCCGAAAGCGAGGGUGCCGAUGGUGGAUCUCGUCGCCGUCGCCGUGGUGGCGGUGGUGGAAGGGUUCGACGUAGUGAUGUCUCCAAGCCUCCCCCAGACCACAUCGACCGGUACGUCCCCGGUCAACGUUCCCCGGAGCGUAGGAACGGCAGCGGACGACGACCAGGCCAGAGGCGGGACGAAAGGAACAACAGCUCGAACCGUCGGACCACUAACGCGCGGCCGCGCAAGACUCAGGAGGAGCUUGACCAGGAAAUGGACGACUACUGGGGAACUGCCAACGCGGGAGCCGGAACGGCCGACAAAGAGACUGUUCCUGACGAGGCGCCUCAAGUCGCGCCUGCUUCUACGGCCGCUGCUGGUGAUGACGAUAUUGACAUGAUCGAGUGAACGGGUGCAUGAUGGAACUCUUAUCUUUAUAUUUCUACUCAGGGCUCCUGGCAAUUUCUUCGUACCAAGCAGAGUUGGCUCUGCGGAAGAGUAUGAUAAAAAUGGAAGAAUACUCUUUUCUUGAUUUUCAUUUCCCCAUAUAAACGGACAGGCUUCUCUCUUUAUUGUCAUUAUCACCAGUAGCUGGAACUAUGUUCCAGAAUGGUUGCUUGCAACAUCCCACCGGGCAAAUUGCAAACCCCUCUCCUCUUUUGAUGCUGCGAUUUAUUAUCACUAGAAUGUUAUGUCCAUCUAUUUGUUCCAGUCGGCUGGGGUUAUUUAACUGUACUUUACUAUGACCGAUAGAGAAUGCAAGAAAUAUAAUUCUGCU
Molecule: messenger RNA, 1525 nt
Organism: Paecilomyces variotii
Lineage: Eukaryota; Fungi; Ascomycota; Eurotiomycetes; Eurotiales; Thermoascaceae
Product: putative RNA binding protein
Exons: 7
Coding region: 175-1155 (326 amino acids)
Biological process (GO): mRNA export from nucleus
Cellular component (GO): nucleus
Molecular function (GO): mRNA binding
Source: RefSeq, a predicted model, not a curated record